AUACAGCAGCUCGGCCGGUGGUCAGAGACUUCAAUAGGCAAUAGAAGUCAUAUCUGCUUUGUCCGAAAAAAGAAUCUUACCUAUAGAUCUCGUUUAUCUCAUUACUUUAUAAAUAACACAUUCUAGUCGCCACUGAGUUUACACCACGACAACCAACCAAUCAGUACUCAAACACACACAAAAUGGCCUCUGCUUCAACUCCACUCCCAAUUUCUCUACAAGCUCGGAUCCACCAACCAACAAUCGUUCGAUCAACGCCGUUAAAAUUCUCGUCGACUCGAGUUUUAGCCCGUCCGAUCAAAGCCUCAACGUCAGAAACUCCUCCUGAUCUAGCCGUGGCAACCCGCACCGGAUCCGGAUCCAAAGAUCUCCCGAUCCGAACAAUCCCUGGAAGCUACGGUCUACCAAUAAUAGGUCCACUAAAAGACCGUAACGAUUACUUCCACACGCAAAAACCAGAGGAGUUCUUCAAAUCACGAAUCCGUAAGUACAACUCCACAGUGUUUCGAGUCAACAUGCCACCCGGAGGUUUCAUAGCCGAGAAUCCACAAGUCGUUGCUUUACUCGACGGUAAAAGCUUCCCGGUUUUGUUCGAUGUGGAUAAAGUGGAGAAGAAAGAUCUUUUCACCGGAACCUACAUGCCCUCGACGGAUCUAACCGGAGGCUACCGUAUCUUAUCAUACCUCGACCCAUCAGAGCCGAAACACGCCAAGCUCAAAUCUUUACUCUUCCAUCUACUCAAGUCCUCUCGAAACCGAAUCUUCCCGGAGUUUAAAGCCACCUACUCGGAGCUUUUCGAUUCGAUCGAGAAAGAGCUCGCCGACAACGGAAAAGCAGAUUUUGGCGGUCCAGGUGACGCAGCAGCUUUCAAUUUCUUGGCUCGAGCUAUGUACGGGAAGAAUCCAGCUGAUACGAAGCUUGGAUCCGAUGCGCCGAGUCUGAUAACGAAAUGGGUCUUCUUCAAUCUCCAUCCUUUAUUGACUCUCGGACUACCCUCAAUCAUAGAAGAUCCUCUUCUCCAUACUUUCCGGUUACCUUCGUCGUUAGUCAAGUCUGAUUACCAGAGACUCUACGAGUUCUUCCUCGAAUAUUCGGGAGAGAUUCUAGUCGAGGCUGAGAAGUUGGGUAUCUCGCGAGAGGAAGCUGCUCACAACCUCCUCUUCGCCACGUGCUUCAACACGUGGGGAGGGAUGAAGAUCCUCUUCUCGAACCUGGUUAAACGGGUCGGGCGGGCGGGUACCAAACUCCAGAUCCGGUUAGCUGAGGAGAUAAGAUCGGUUAUCGAAUCCAACGGCGGGGAGCUCACGAUGGGAGGGAUUGAGCAGAUGGAGCUCACGAAAUCAGUCGUCUUCGAGUGUCUCCGGUUCGAACCGCCGGUUCCGGCGCAAUACGCACGUGCGAAGAAGGACUUUGUUGUCGAGAGCCACGACGCGGCGUUUAGAGUCAAGGCUGGAGAAAUGCUUUACGGAUAUCAACCGCUUGCGACUAGGGAUCCGAAGAUAUUCGAAAGAGCAGAGGAGUUUCUGCCGGAGAGAUUCCUCGGGGAGGAAGGAGAGAGGUUGUUGCAGCAUGUCGUGUGGUCGAAUGGUCCGCAGACGGAGAAUCCGACCGUGGGGAAUAAACAGUGCGCCGGUAAGGACUUUGUUGUUUUGGUGGCGAGGUUGUUUUUGAUUGAGAUUUUCAGGAGGUAUGAUUCGUUUGAUAUUGAGGUCGGUUCAUCGCCGUUGGGAAGCUCCGUUAAAUUCACGUCUCUGAGGAAGGCUAGCUUUUAGAGAGUCAAGGGUAAAUCUGUACUGUUUGUUCGCACGCGUUACUUAUUAUUAUUUAUUUUCUGCUGUGCUUCUCUUUUCUUCUAAUUAUAAAUAUAUAUAUCAAAUGCUUGUUAUGAAAUAUAUAAAAUAAAAGUGUUGUUCCCUUUUCAAGUA
Raphanus sativus (radish) is the source of this 1925-nucleotide messenger RNA. Its product is annotated as allene oxide synthase, chloroplastic. NCBI's taxonomy places the organism in Eukaryota, Viridiplantae, Streptophyta, Magnoliopsida, Brassicales, Brassicaceae. Gene Ontology annotation, biological process: sterol metabolic process; jasmonic acid biosynthetic process. The coding region runs from base 183 to 1772 and encodes 529 amino acids. Gene Ontology annotation, cellular component: chloroplast envelope; chloroplast thylakoid membrane. Gene Ontology annotation, molecular function: oxidoreductase activity, acting on paired donors, with incorporation or reduction of molecular oxygen; monooxygenase activity; heme binding. The record is from RefSeq and is a predicted model, not a curated record. The transcript has a single exon.